AUGGCAAGAGUUUGCUGCUCUUGUUGCCUCUUAGACGCAAUCUUUAUAUCUGACUGUGAGCAGUUUAAAGCAUGCCAAAAGCAUUAUUUUUCUUUUGAAGCUCAAGGGUAUAAUCUAAAACGAAUAAAGAUCCCAAUCAACAAAGAGUCCAAAAAGAUCUUAUUGGAUUUUAUCGUCACGCUAAAGAAGGAAUUUAAGGAUCGAAUUGACGAUUUAAUUGAAGAAAGCUCAAAAAACGAAGAUAAUGAAAAAUAUAAGGAGAAACUAAGCUGAUUAAGUAAUGCUUUUCAUGACUGCAGUAGUAUCGUCAUGUUUUUAUUGAGAAAACAAUUUGUUUUGAUGAAGCAAAUUUUAAGUCCUUUUGAAUAUUUUUUAACUCAGCCAAAGGAAAAAGCACAACAAUACACAGAGCAGCAUUGAGACCGGAAUGAUUUAUUAGAAUUUUGUCGAUCAGUUAGAGCACAUAUAUUUGAUUUCAAUUAUUAUAAGUUUGAAAAUGAAAAAUUUAUUCACGGCUGGGCUUAUAAGUCAACUUACAAUCUGCACAAUCGUCUAUCAGAUUUCUGUAAUUUAAUAUUUUUUGAUUUUAUUAAAAUAUCUGAAUAUGAGAUGGCAUAUGAAUUAUAUCAAAAUCUCAAGAGCUAUUUAGAAUUUUAUGACGACUCUUCAAUUCAAAAUAUUAAAAGUAUUAUAGUUUUGUUUGGUAAAAUCCUUAAAAAAAUUAUAAAGAAAAAAGAUCAUUCUCAGCUCGAUGAACAAUGAAAAAUAUUAAAUUGGAAUAAAAACCCAACUGAUAAUUCAUCUAAAAAAUUAGAUUUUUGGGGAUAUGCUCUUUUAAUGAGGAAAAAAAUUUUAUUAAUUCAAUAUUUUCUAUUUUACUAUUUAAAAAAACCAUAAGUCUGACAGUAAAAAGAUUCUUGCUUAUUAAAAUGAGCAUAUUUUAUUUUGAGUCAAAUACUUACUAUGAUGUCUAUAAAAAAUAAUGUUUCUGAAUAUUACUUUCAAACUCUCCGUACAAUAGUAUCUAUAAUAUUAUUAUAACAAUGGCAAUUUAAUUAGAAGGAGUGCUAGAUUUCCUGCUUUGCAGAAUACUUUUCUCAACAUUAUUCUGAAAAUAUUGCAAAUAAAAUUAACCAAGAGCUAGGAUUGCUCUAUUAUGGCAAAAAAAACUAUAGCAAGUCAAUAGAAUGUUUUAAUAAAUCGAUUAAAUAUCAUAUAGACCGCCUCCAAAAAGACUCAUGGCAGAAUAAGGCAGGUGUCUGAGAUGACUCCUUAGAAUAUUUAAUUGAAGCCUAUCUUUGAUUGGCAAAAGCACAUAGUGCCAUAAAAAAUAAUGAAAUGAUUAAAAAAAUUCGAAAAUGAGUUAAGUUUCAAUGUGCAGAAGCUAAAGAUAAAUUUCUAUACCAUGCAACUAUUGGAGAGAUUUAUUAUCUUCUGAAUUAUUUUUAUAAAGCUUUUAAAAAAAUAUGGGAAUGCAUUAAAAUGUCUAAACAGAACAAAAAUAUAAACUCGUACGAAUUAUCAAAUUUAUGACUUUUAUUAGCAUACCUUUUCCUUUUGAAUUUCCUUUAAGGGAGAAAUUCGUAUGAAUGGAUUUGGGAAAAAGAAGAAGAUUAGAUAUUUAUGUCUGAAGAGGCGAUUUUACAAAAGCACACCAGUCUCUUUGCAUUGCUAAAUCUUUGCGUAGCAUUUUACCUAUUGCAGAUCCAAAUGAGCAAGAAAUUUAUAAAGCAUUUGGAAUAUUCUAUUUAAAUAGGCAGUGAUAUGAUGAGGCUCUAAUAUCCUUUGGAAAAAUAACAAGCAGAUGAUCUAAUCAUGAGCUUUUAUUUGCUAAUUUUUCUAUGGGUAUAGCUUAUUUUUGAAAGCUGGAUUAUCAAAACGCAAUAGAAUUUCUAACUGGAGUAAAAAAAAUGAUGUCUGGUUUUACUAAAAGUUAUAAAAAUGAGCUAUUUAUUGCUAAUGCGUACCUUGGAGAAUUAUGCUAUCUUCAAGGCAAUUUAGAAAACGCAAACAGAUACUUUACCGAAGCGUUUGAGCUUAUUGACAGCUACGAUAUUUCUAAUAUUGAUAUUUAUUUAAAAUCCCAAAACUUUGUCUUAGUUAUUUUUAUGGAAAAUCUGAGUAUGAAAAAUGUGAAGUUAUUUUGCUGAGGAUGAAUGAUAUAUUAG
This is a messenger RNA of Blepharisma stoltei, 2168 nucleotides long. Lineage: Eukaryota; Ciliophora; Heterotrichea; Heterotrichida; Blepharismidae. The record is from the annotation of a GenBank genome assembly.